Messenger RNA from Hirsutella rhossiliensis, 3828 nucleotides. RefSeq lists its product as uncharacterized. The record is from RefSeq and is a predicted model, not a curated record. Gene Ontology annotation, biological process: vacuolar acidification. Gene Ontology annotation, molecular function: protein binding. Lineage: Eukaryota; Fungi; Ascomycota; Sordariomycetes; Hypocreales; Ophiocordycipitaceae. Gene Ontology annotation, cellular component: RAVE complex. The transcript has 9 exons. The coding region runs from base 1 to 3828 and encodes 1275 amino acids.
AUGAUUACCGUCCUCCCAGGCAGGCCACAGUCGAGGCUCCAAGGCCUAACCACGGGCUACUGGAACAGCUGUCACCACAAUGCAUACAUCAGCGGGAGUGCCUUCACCGUAAUCCAGGGACUACAAACCAUCAUCCAGACUGUAUACGACGAUGCCGAGCAUCAGCUGGAGGCUGUUGUGCUGGACGAAGACUCCGGCAAGAUUGCGACUUGCACCAACGCCGAGGUUCGAAUCUACCAGCCAGUCGGCUAUGACGACGGCUCUUUAAAGUGGGUCCAACAAUCUCGCUUCGAUAUUCCUCACCCGAGCUCCGGCAACGCGUGUUCUUUGUCUUGGGGGACUUCGGAGGAGCUCCUGGUGGCUACCGGCUCUCUCUCCCUCUUCAACACCAAAGCGAAGCCGGUUUGCUCUUGGGACAAGACGCUGCCUAGCCCUGUCAGGUCAGCGUUCAUCUCGCACGACUCGUCAUAUAUUGUCUCGAUCGGCCAGUUCGACCGUCUGCCCAAAGUGUGGCGGCGCCUCACAUAUGGUGGCCCUGAUGAGGUCCGCUUCGACGUAGCAUAUCUCAAACAUCCCGACGUGGUGACUUCGGUCAGGUGGCGCAGGCCUUUCCACCCCGAGCAAGCCGCUCACAAUGUCUUGUACACAGUCUGCCUCGACAACUUCGUUCGCAUAUGGGGCUCAUCCGACACUGCCGAUGGCCGCCACUGGCAAAUUUGGGGCAGUGUCGACUUGAAUACAACAUUCAGCGACUUGUCCGGCUCCGGACUGGUCUGCAUUAUUGAUGGCCGCGAAUUCACAGCUUCUGUGGAGCGUGCCGUGGCAGACAACCAUAGCACCGAUGACGUCGCUCUGGACCACAUCGUGGCCGUUGCAAACAAAAACCCGGAAAUCUGCAUGGCCAUCGAUGGCUGCGGCACCAUGUCGGCAUGGGCACUUGAGAAUCUCGGCAUGGGCAGCAACGAGAGCCCAAGGGUAUUUUCCAUUGCUCAGGUCAAGUCGAAACAAUUUGAGGACAUGCGCGGAUUCCUCAGGCUGCAUGGCUCUACUCACGUUCAGGCACAGAGUUAUUGCGACAGGGCAAACGGAAAACUGCGCAUACUCCUCCAUGCUUUUGACGGCAGAAUCGGGAUAUACGAGAGCAACGUUGCCGACCUUUUCGACCCGGCCAUCAACAACAGGCGCCUGUCUCUGCUAGCUGUCUGGUCUGGUCACUCGGCCCCCAUCGAAAAGAUGAGUGUCGUUCCUGGAACACGUCACAUCCACCGCAUCUGCGUUCUCCGCAACGGAAACUUUGUCGUCUUUCUCUGCGAGGAUGCAGUGUCGCUCUGGGACUGUCGCUAUAGGACCGCAUCCCUCCUAGCGCAGUGCCCGUUGCAGAUCGCAGGCACGCCUCUCUGUCUCAUUAAACUGCCUCGGCCCGAGGCGAGGAACACCAGAACUGCGCACAUUGCCACCAUUACUUCGGAUCGUCUGGGUCUUGUUUGGAAGGUUGAUCUGCCAGACUCCCUGGAAAACUCGGGGUGCGUGGAAGGCGCAGCCAUUCGCGAAUUCUGUCGAUUUGAGCUGGGAAUAGCAGAGGACUUCAAGUAUGUUCUCCCUGUUGAUCCGGCAGGCUCUUCCCCUGUCAUGUCCGGCUUUCUAGAUAUUUUUGCCCGAGACGUGGCGAUAUCCUACACCCGCACUGGCCGAGUGGACUUUUGGGCGGUUCGAGUUGACCCCUUGCGCCGAGGCAUCGAUUGGUUAUCGACAUGCUACACGGAAACCGGAAUCUCUGAUCCAGCGCUGGCGAGUGGCAGCAUGCUGAAAAAGGCGGCACUUGUGAACUCUGCCAGAUCGCAAAUCACCAUUUGGGACAUUGGGGGCUCCCGCCUCGAGUUUGAGGAAGACUACGGACCGGCAGAUUCAAUCCGGGAUCUUGACUGGACUUCGACACCAGACGGCCAGUCCAUCCUCGCUGUUGGCUUCCAAUAUCGCGUCGUGCUAUUGUCCCAGAUGCGAUUUGACUACCUCAACAAAGGCCCAGCUUGGGCACCGAUCCGGGAAAUAGGGAUUCGCGAGCUCACUCCCCAUCCCAUAGGGGACUCUACGUGGCUCGGCGAUGGCCACCUGGUCGUUGGCGCCGGAAACCAGUUGCUCGUCUAUGACCGGCGCGCGGGCAGUGGCGAAUCCCUAAUGGCGGACAUUCGCCUGACUAACCGUAAGGAUGGAAUGUGGGAUUUAUUCGAAGCAGUCCAAAAAUUCAAUGGCCCCAUACCAGUAUUCCACCCGCAGUUCCUCAGUCAGUGCAUAUUGGCUGGGAAGAGCUCGCUCGUGCGACUCGUCCUUGCUGCGUUGCACAAGACGCUCAAGUAUCUCAUCCCGGGCGAGCCAGUAGACGACUAUCUAGGGCUGAACCUGGAAGAUUUCUACAUGGCUUUCGCUACACAAGACCAAGUUCUGGAAAAGGCAGCCGGUUCUUUCCUGAGGGACGAACAAGACGACGAGGAGCAUGACGAAGUUUUCUCGGAGCAAAUAGCAGUGUCUAUCAACGAAAAAUUGAUGAGAAUCGGCAUCCCUCAGCUCUCAGGUCACGAGCAGAUCCAACUUGCGGACAUGGUCGAGUGCGUGGCAGUGGUGGAAAUGCAUCGACGCUCUAUGGACGAGAACGGGGCCCGAUUCAUGCUCUUCUGCCGCCAGAAUGCUCUGCGCAAAGGUCGGACCAGCGAGAUGCACUUGUCUUGGAGAGAAAUCAACUGGGCCUAUCAUUCAGGCAGCCAGGAUUUGCUCGUGGACUUUGUCUCCCGGCAAGCUCACGGCGAAAUGUUGUGGGAGCAUGCACGAGAGAGUGGCAUCUUCAUGUGGCUCUCGGAUAUAAAUGCGGUGAAAAGCCAAUUCGAGGCGAUUGCCAAGAACCUGUACACCAACGGCGAUGUCAAAAACCCCGUGAACUGCAGCCUAUUUUACGUGGCCCUCCGGAAGAAGACGGUGCUGCAGGGACUGUGGCGGACAGCCAGUGGGAACAAGGAGCAAACGGCCACUCAGCGACUGCUGGCAAACGACUUUGAAGAUCCGAAAUGGAAGAGAGCCGCUCUGAAGAACGCCUAUGCGUUGCUAAGCAAAAGACGUUUUGAGUACGCGGCCGCCUUCUUUCUCCUGGCCGGCCAUCUAGAGGACGCGGUCGAGGUCUGCCUACGACAACUUCACGACAUGCAGCUGGCCAUCGCCGUUGCCCGAGUGUAUGAGGGAGACGGCGGGCCAGUCCUCCAAAAGAUCCUCCGCGACGAGGUGCUCCCUUUGGCAGCCCAGGAGGGCAACCGUUGGCUAGCAUCCUGGGCCUUUUGGACGCUCGGCCGUAAGGACAUGGCAGUCAGAGCCCUUGUUAUGCCGGUUUACGCACUUCUCGAGACGCCUUGUUCGCCGGACAUCAAGUCGCGCCUGUUCCUGACUGAUGAUCCUGCGCUCGUCGUUCUCUACUCGCAGCUGAGACAGCGGACCCUGCAAACGUUGAGGGGGGCUUCCAAGGUGACGCCCAAGGUGGAGUGGGAGUUUGUGCUGCAUAGUGCCAAGCUGUACGAUCGUAUGGGUUGCGAUCUCCUUGGCCUAGAUCUAGUGCGCAACUGGGAGUUCCAACAGCCGGCAGUGGCUGGGUUUGGCGGAGAGGUGAAUCCGCUCAAGCUGCUGCGGAGGAGGAGCUCGUUGGUGGUUGAUGAUUUGCCAUCAAUGCACCGGGGCCUCGAGAUGCAGACACCCAAAGACGGCACAAAGACAUCGGCGUCCCUGGCUGCGGCGGAGCCUGGGUUCCAUGAACCCGAUGCAACGGCAUUGCUCGACAGUUUUGGCUUAUGA